Molecule: messenger RNA, 449 nt
Organism: Telopea speciosissima
Lineage: Eukaryota; Viridiplantae; Streptophyta; Magnoliopsida; Proteales; Proteaceae
Product: putative disease resistance RPP13-like protein 1
Exons: 3
Coding region: 1-423 (140 amino acids)
Source: RefSeq, a predicted model, not a curated record
AUGUCAGCUCUAGGAAACUCGACCUUCCUUCAGGUGGCCUUCGACAGGUUUGCCUCUCCUGAGUUGGGGGACUUCAUACUCCGAUGGGACAUCGACUUGCAUGAAGUGGAGUCACUCAAACCAACAUCAGCCAUGAUUCAAGCCUUAUCUGAUGAAGCUGAAGUGAAGCAGUUCACCGACGGUACUGCGAAACUGUGGCUCGACCACCUCAAACAACUCCUCUAUGAUGCGGAGGACAUACUGGAUGAGUAUGCUACUGAACUUCUACGCCUGAAAUUGGAAUCUGCUCACCAAACCCAACAGGGAAUUGAAAGGCCUGGAUCAGGAGUAAGGGAUUUCAACGAGAGGUUAAAAGGACUGAAAUUGGAAUCUGAACAUCAGACCCACCCUCACCAAACCCAACAGGAGAGUGAUGAGAUGUGAAGAGCAUGAGUGAAUUAUGGAACAGA